Molecule: messenger RNA, 1504 nt
Organism: Arvicanthis niloticus (Nile rat)
Lineage: Eukaryota; Metazoa; Chordata; Mammalia; Rodentia; Muridae
Gene: Star
Product: steroidogenic acute regulatory protein
Biological process (GO): steroid biosynthetic process; intracellular cholesterol transport; regulation of steroid biosynthetic process
Cellular component (GO): mitochondrion
Molecular function (GO): cholesterol transfer activity; cholesterol binding
Source: RefSeq, a predicted model, not a curated record
GCUGGAAGCAUUUAAGGCAGAGCACUGGAUCUGAGCCCCAGCUGCAGGACUCAGGACCUUGAAAGGCUCAGGGAGAACAAUCUUUGAGAGCAGCUGCAGCACAGCCACAUCUAUCUACCAAGAAAGCAUGUUACAAGCUACGUUCAAGGUGUGUGCCGGAAGCUCCUAUAGACAUAUGCGCAACAUGAAAGGACUGAGGCACCAGGCUGUGCUGGCCAUUGGCCAAGAGCUGAACCGGAGAGCACUGAGGGAUCCCAGUCCUGGGUGGAUGGGCCAGGUUCGGCGUCGCAGCUCUCUGCUUGGUUCUCAACUGGAAGCAACACUCUACAGUGACCAGGAGCUGUCCUACAUCCAGCAGGGAGAGGUGGCUAUGCAAAAGGCCUUGGGCAUCCUCAACAACCGGGAAGGCUGGAAGAAGGAAAGCCAGCAGGAGAAUGGGGAUGAAGUGCUAAGUAAGAUGGUGCCAGAUGUGGGCAAGGUGUUUCGCUUGGAGGUGGUGGUAGACCAGCCCAUGGACAGACUCUAUGAAGAACUGGUGGACCGCAUGGAGGCAAUGGGAGAGUGGAACCCAAAUGUCAAGGAGAUCAAGGUCCUGCAGAAGAUUGGAAAAGACACGGUCAUCACCCAUGAGCUGGCUGCUGCGGCAGCAGGCAACCUGGUGGGGCCCCGAGACUUUGUGAGCGUGCGCUGUACCAAGCGCAGAGGUUCCACGUGUGUGCUGGCAGGCAUGGCCACACAUUUUGGAGAGAUGCCCGAGCAAAGCGGUGUCAUCAGGGCUGAACACGGUCCCACCUGCAUGGUCCUCCACCCACUGGCUGGAAGUCCCUCAAAGACUCAGCUCACGUGGCUGCUCAGCAUUGACCUCAAGGGGUGGCUGCCGAAGUCCAUCAUCAACCAGGUCUUAUCGCAGACCCAGAUAGAGUUUGCCAACCAUCUGCGCAAGCGCCUGGAGUCCAGCCGCCUCUGAGGCCCAGUGUUAAGGACUGCACACCACAUUGACCUGCAUGCCAUUGGGAGCUCUCACAGGAAGCCUGCAAGCCUGUCAAUCUUCAGUUAUCGACAAUGGGAGGGGUAGUAGUUGUAAGACACUAGGACUACUGGUAAAAACUAUGAGAAAAAUAGAAAGGAGGCUUAGAGUAAAAGCCCUCUAGUGCCUCCCCCACUGACUGGCUGUGAAGUGAAGGCUAAGGGACAGACAUCUAGGAAACCUUUUUUCUAGGCCUGUACAUGCUGACCUCAAAAACCUCUACUAAAAAUGUCAGCAGCUGAUGUGACCAGGGGGUGCCAAGGGCCGGGAACUGUUUGUUGCCUUAAGAGCUCCAAACUGAACAAAGCAAGGUUUUACCUAGGAAACUCCGUGGCCUUCUGCUCCUCUGUAAAAGGCCAGAACUUCAAACUACCCACAAAGGGCCCUCCAGAGUAUUCCAACUUUUCUCUAAGGAGAAAUGAAAUCAUCCUUGUGCUGGCUUCCCUACGUAUCCUAUGACAAUAAAGAACCAUACAU